Messenger RNA from Anopheles bellator, 1846 nucleotides. RefSeq names its product armadillo segment polarity protein-like. The transcript is spliced from 5 exons. Lineage: Eukaryota; Metazoa; Arthropoda; Insecta; Diptera; Culicidae. The record is from RefSeq and is a predicted model, not a curated record. Gene Ontology annotation, biological process: cell adhesion; positive regulation of transcription by RNA polymerase II. Gene Ontology annotation, cellular component: adherens junction; catenin complex. The coding region runs from base 301 to 891 and encodes 196 amino acids. Gene Ontology annotation, molecular function: transcription coactivator activity; protein phosphatase binding; alpha-catenin binding.
GCCGAAGGACGCUUGGUGGGUGAUCCAAAAUCAACUGCGUACAAAAUUAAUCAGAAGAAUUUAAACAAAUCUGCUUGUGUUUCAUGUGAGUCUUUUUGUGUCAAAAAAGGUGCAAUUCGUGAAAUCGUGAGCAUUAUCUUGAAAGUUGAUGAGGAUAACGAGGCGUGUACUGUAACUUUGUAGACCAGUGUGCUCUGUUACUUUUGUUCUUGGCUUCCGAACUCGGCACCCAAAUACUUGCGACGGCGUGUUGCUGCUGGUGUUUUAUGUGAGCUGGCCGUCGAUAAAGAGGUGGCUGAAAUGAUUGAAGCUGAGGGCGCUACGGCACCGCUUACGGAGCUGCUUAAUUCUGCCAAUGAAGGUGUUGCUACGUAUGCCGCAGCCGUUCUGUUCAAAAUGAGCGAAGACAAAUCGAUGGACUACAAGAAGCGUUUCUCUAGUGAGCUAACCACCUUACCCGUUUUCCGUGACGAUAAUAUCUGGAACAAUGGCGAUCUCGGAAUUGGCCCAGACUUGCAGGACAUUCUUUCACCGGAACAAGCCUAUGAGGGUCUAUAUGGACAAGGUCCUGCAAGUGUGCACAGUUCGCACGGUGGUCGUGCAUUCCAACAAGGAUACGACACACUUCCCAUAGAUUCGAUGCAGGGUCUGGAGAUCGGUGGAGGCAAUACCGUAGGUAACGGUGUGCCAGUAGGCAACCAACAGCAAUCUGUCGCAGGAGGAGGUCACACGAGCAUGUCCUCCUCGGGACAGCCUACGUCGCCGUACGGAAUGGAUAUGGACGUCGGUGAGAUGGACGCUAGCGAACUGAACUUCGAUCAUCUGGAUGUCAUGCCAUCGCCGCCCCAGGACAACAACCAGGUGGCUGCCUGGUACGAUACCGAUCUCUGAACACUGCGCCCUUUUGAAAUCCAACCCAGCACCAGCAUUUGGUUCUAUUUGCUGCCAACGCCUCGUUCGCACAAGAAAAGUCGAUCUGACACUCGCUGGGCACAGUGAGGCCACAUCCACACGUUCCCGCUGGCUAGGGAUUAUUCACGUAUAUUAAACAAUUUUUGAUGCUGAUGCAUGAUUUUGCUUUAUAUUUGUUGACAAAAUGAUGUUUUUUUCUUUUAACAACAAAAUAUUGUAAAACAUAGUUUGUCUAUUACUUUUUUAUAGCGUAAUAUAAAGCUGCCCAAUAAGGUGCAUACUACUUCGUCGUCGAAAUAGCUUGAUUUUGCGCUCGCUAUGGUGGUAAAUUUUAAUUUUAUAACAAGCAACAAAAACACAUAUAUUCAUUAGAUUUAAACAAAUGAAAAAAGUAAAUCUCACAAAUGAAACCACCAUCGGUUAAAACGGAAACAGACCGCGAAAUUUAUUCUUUACUAUUAUAUACAUAAGCAUUAUAUACGAACAAGCGCGAACAUGUAGGUUAUAUUAUAACAUUUUUUGUAUUUUUAUUUUAGAUUGAUCGGUUAAAUUUUUGCUUCGUUUUGUGCCGUUUAGCGUAUACUUUCAAUUGCGGUCACGGCUGGCGUAAUCGUUUUAAGGUUAUCUAUCGUUAAACAUUCUAAACAAUUUUUCAGAUUUUUAUAAUUAAACAAUUAUUUCGUAUUCGUAUUUAGUUUCACAUUUCGAAUUUGAAGAUAUCCGUUUUUCGUUUUGAAAUGUGUUUUUAAUCUAAGAAAAACGGACCGGGCCGUAUUUAUGUUUUAAAUCUUUAACUGAACCGAAAAACAAGAAAAAUAUAGGAUACAUUUUGCAGAAAAAUGCAAUUGAAUUUUAUAAAAUAAGUGCUUCCAAGAAAUCAGAUUGAAAUAAAGCGGCCACACCCUCAAUGCCCCCAACUCUUUUGUAGAAGAAG